AUGAAAGUCUCAUCUGAAGAAUCAAAAAUGGGUAGAAUUUUUCGUCGCAUUAUAUUCGCCCCUCCGGAUGGCGAUUGCAAGCUCGGCUUAAGCUUGUCUGGAAUUCGGAGAAGUCCACAAUGUUUAAGGCAAUCCCUAAACUUAUCAACAGCAACGGUUGAUGACGAAUUCGAAAAGUUGUUAGAUGACCUUGACCAGAAUGAAGCCAUGUGCAAAGAGCUUAUUGAAUUAUUUCAUCACUAUCAAACUUGCUUAAUGGAUUUGCUUCAGAGUUCCUUCAAAGUCGGCACUUCGAUGAAGCAGCUUUUUCAUCUGCAAUUUGGUGACAGUAGUGAAAUUCUGGUUGGAUCGGAAGAACAAUCCAAUUGUAAGAGAUAUAUCUCCAUUAUAGAGGAGUCAUUAUUGUCCUUGAAGGAUACAUUUUCCACUAUUCCACAGUCCAUAGACACGGGGUUCUACCACAUUUUGGGAUUUUUUGACACCAUUCGUAAGAACAUCAGGAAGCGAGAUAUGGCUCUUUUAGAUUAUGACAAAAUUCUCGACAAGUUCGACCCAAUAUCCAUAAAAAAAUCCACUGGUACCCUCAGCAUCAAACAAACUCAGCACUAUCAUAGCAUUGAACGACAAGUUGACCACUACAAGUCUGUAUUCGACAAUUUGAAUAAUAUGUUGAAAACUGAGCUUCCAUAUUUUUCUAAAUUAGUCUCUCUUCAUAUGGAUUUGAUGUUUCGGUAUAUUUUUUACCUUCAGCUCACCAACACUUACCAGUUUAACAUGAGUCUCUUGACCUUAGGGCCACCCAUGAAAUUUUUAAAAGAUGAAGUUGUCAAUCCUGAAUUUUACGCCAGCCUCAUCGGAAACUGUGCCGUUUCCAAGUUGAAUGAUCCUGAUUUGAAUAUCAUAUCAUUUCACAAGCUGCAUUUGGAACUGCUUGUUUACAUGGAAAACGCAGGUGUUAGGGAUAGUCGCAUGAACUUUGACCCAUACUUCAACUACUGUAUCGCAUUGUUUAAUUUCUCUGCGCAAUCAAUGGGCGAUCUCAAUUUCCGAAAAGGAGAGAUCAUCAAGGUGAUUCUGUCUGUUGGGGAAUGGUGGCAGGGGGAGUUGGGAGAUGCAGUUGGAAUGUUUCCAUCAAAUUACGUAAAGAUGAUGACCAAAUAA
Sungouiella intermedia is the source of this 1161-nucleotide messenger RNA. The record is from the annotation of a GenBank genome assembly. Lineage: Eukaryota; Fungi; Ascomycota; Pichiomycetes; Serinales; Metschnikowiaceae.